Messenger RNA from Cuscuta europaea, 1025 nucleotides. The record is from the annotation of a GenBank genome assembly. Lineage: Eukaryota; Viridiplantae; Streptophyta; Magnoliopsida; Solanales; Convolvulaceae.
CAUUUAUAGAAUUUCUUGUGUGCAUUUGGAGAGGUUCAUUUAUAGAAUAUAAGCACCAACCAUCCCACCCCUUCGCUAGGUAUGUAACUAUAUUCUUGAAUGUCUUUAACUUAUUCAUUGUCUUGGUUAUUGUUGGCUAUAUAUAUUUUAUUGCUACGUUUUUAUUUUGUGAAGUUUUAUUCCUAGUAUGUAUGCAUGUGGUUUCUACAACGUAGGAGUUUGUUUAGAUUAUGAGAGCCAUGUAUUUUUUAUCUCCUAUUUUGUAGCAUAUCCGUAGCUGGCAGUAGAGAUCCUCUCACUGCGUCAAUUGUAUAUAGACCUAUGGUCUCAUUUGAGAUAAACAGAUGAAUUAAUACGAUCAUCACUUUUCUGCGCAUAAAGACUAUGACGUCCAAUUGCACACCGUAAAAAUAAACUCCUCUCCCGUCGAUAACUCACGCUCUUCGGUUGGAUCAGCUAUAUCUGCGGCCAAAGAGCCGUCCAAUUUCAAUGAAGCUGUACGUGAUCCACAAUGGAGAGAAGCGAUGGGCCGAGAAAUUGUGGCUCUCGAACGAACUGGCACCUGGCGAAUCCAAGACCUGUCGCGUGGGAAGAAGGCUAGUUUUUUGUAAGUGGGUCUUCAAAAUUAAACACAAAAGUGACGGUUCAGUGGAACGCUACAAAGAGCGAUUGGUGGUCUCUGGAAACCGUCAGGUGCAAGGCAUUGACUAUAGUGAGACUUUUGCUCGGGUUGCUAAAAUGGUAACUGUGCGGGCCAUUUUAGCAGUUGCUGCUUCUUGUCAGUGGGAGCUUCAUCAAAUGGUCGUGGAUAAUGCUUUUCUUCACGGGGAUUUGCAUGAGGAAGUUUACAUGCAUUUGCCUCCCGGUUACUAGGCCUCUUCCCCAUGCUUAGAUCACUCUAUGGAUUACGGCAGGCUCCCCGAUGUUGGUUCUCUAGGCUCACGGCUUCCUUGCGUUAUUAUGGUUUUUGUCAGUCACACGCAGAUUACUCUUUAUUUACUCUAAGACGGGAUCAUCAAAUUCUG